CGCGGACCUUUGCCCCGCCUCCUUCCACACCCGUUCCCUUGACAGCUGGGCUGCGCUCCGGGCCGCGGCAAGCCGCGAGCGCGCAGGCGCAGCAGCCCCGCGCCGCGCUAGGCAGGCCUGGAGGGCGGGACAGGCGCUAGGAGCUCCCGGCCGGGGGCGCGCACGUAGGCACGCAGACGCCGUCACGUGGGUCGCCGAGGAUCGCAGUGCGCGUGGCCGUGGCGGCUGGUGUGGGGUUGAGUCAGUUGUGGGACCCGGAGCUGCUGACCCAGCGGGUGGCCCACCGGACCGGUGACACAGCGGCAGGCGUUAGGGCUCGGGAGCCGCGAGCCUGGCCUCGUCCUAGAGCUCGGCCGAGCCGUCGCCGACGUCGUCCCCCGCCCCCAGUCAGCAAACCGCCGCCGCGGGCGCGCCCCCGCUCUGCGCUGUCUCUCCGAUGGCGUCCGCCUCAGGGGCCAUGGCGAAGCACGAGCAGAUCCUGGUCCUCGAUCCGCCCACAGACCUCAAAUUCAAAGGCCCCUUCACAGAUGUAGUCACUACAAAUCUUAAAUUGCGAAAUCCAUCGGAUAGAAAAGUGUGUUUCAAAGUGAAGACUACAGCACCUCGCCGGUACUGUGUGAGGCCCAACAGUGGAAUUAUUGACCCAGGGUCAACUGUGACUGUUUCAGUAAUGCUACAGCCCUUUGACUACGAUCCGAAUGAAAAGAGUAAACACAAGUUUAUGGUACAGACAAUUUUUGCUCCACCAAACACUUCAGAUAUGGAAGCUGUGUGGAAAGAGGCAAAACCUGAUGAAUUAAUGGAUUCCAAAUUGAGAUGUGUAUUUGAAAUGCCCAAUGAAAAUGAUAAAUUGAAUGACAUGGAACCUAGCAAAGCUGUUCCACUGAAUGCAUCUAAACAAGAUGGACCUAUGCCAAAACCACACAGUGUUUCACUUAAUGAUACCGAAACAAGGAAACUAAUGGAAGAGUGUAAAAGACUUCAGGGAGAAAUGAUGAAGCUAUCAGAAGAAAAUCGACACCUGAGAGAUGAAGGUUUAAGGCUCAGAAAGGUAGCACAUUCGGAUAAACCUGGAUCAACCUCAACUGCAUCCUUCAGAGAUAAUGUCACCAGUCCUCUUCCUUCACUUCUUGUUGUAAUUGCAGCCAUUUUCAUUGGAUUCUUUCUAGGGAAAUUCAUCUUGUAGAGUGAAGCAUGCAGAGUGCUGUUUCUUUUUUUUUUUUUUUUUUCUCUUGACCAGAAAAAGAUUUGUUUACCUACCAUUUCAUUGGUAGUAUGGCCCACGGUGACCAUUUUUUUGUGUGUACAGCGUCAUAUAGGCUUUGCCUUUAAUGAUCUCUUACGGUUAGAAAACACAAUAAAAACAAACUGUUCGGCUACUGGACAGGUUGUAUAUUACCAGAUCAUCACUAGCAGAUGUCAGUUGCACAUUGAGUCCUUUAUGAAAUUCAUAAAUAAAGAAUUGUUCUUUCUUUGUGGUUUUAAUAAGAGUUCAAGAAUUGUUCAGAGUCUUGUAAAUGUUAUUUUAAUAAUCCCUUUAAAUUUUAUCUGUUGCUGUUACCUCUUGAAAUAUGAUUUAUUUAGAUUGCUAAUCCCACUCAUUCAGGAAAUGCCAAGAGGUAUUCCUUGGGGAAAUGGUGCCUCUUACAGUGUAAAUUUUUCCUCCUUUACCUUUGCUAAUAUCAUGGCAGAAUUUUUCUUAUCCCUUGUGAGGCAGUUGUUGACUGAGUUUUUCAUCCUUACAAUCCUGUCCCAUGGUAUUUAACAUAAAAAAAAAUAAAACUGUUAACAGAUUCUUGCUCGAUAGCUUGUUUGUGUCUGUCGUGUUAUUAGAGGGAACUCCACUAUAUAUGGUCACUUGAAAUUAUGAUGCAAAGGUUUCUCUUGCAUUGAAACCCUCUUGGAUAUUACAGUAUUUUUAAUUGAAAGUCCUAAUUCUGUUAAGGAAAGGAGUUGAUUAAAUUUUAAGGUACUACUGGUAUUUUGGGAGAUUAUGAUCAGUUUGUUUUCAAGAUAAUAGAAAAUAAGGUCCAUGAGAAUAGAAGUUAUGCGAUUUCAGUGAGUUGAUGUGUACAGCAUGGCUGUGCUCCAUCUGAUUUACCCCAUUCUUAAGUUCUGAGAGUAUGUUCUCAAGGAAGAUUUAACUCUCUUUGGUUUUAAAUUACUUUUUAACCAGCCUAAUAAAUAAGUCUUACUACUUUUCAUAAUAAUAUUUCAUAAUAGUUAAAAGUAGGUGUUUUUUCGUGCCCAAUUUGGCACUCAAAAUAAUGUUCAUUAUGGAAGUUUGGUAAUACUGAGCAAGCCUGUGGAAUUUUCUUUAUGAAAAAUGAUUUUAGCCUUUGCAAAUGUUAACCAUGUGAAACACAUUUUCAGUAUAAGUAUGCGUUACAGGGUUUGAUACUUUCCUGCACUUAGGUUUGUCCUAUUCUUCAUUUAUUCAUACUAGGAUAGAAAAUUUUGGAAUCAGAAAAUAGAUCCAGUUUUUAGCUACAUACAAUCUAGUACAAGUGAAUUUUUAUUCUUAAACAUAGAUGUUGGCUCUUUUUUUAAAAGAUGCGCUCUACCUGAAAAGGAAAUUGGAUUUUAGAACUGGAUGUGGUGCAGUGAAGUAUUUUAGGCCCAGGUCUGUGUACACAUUUUAUAGAAGAGUGAAGUAUUCUGAAGUAUUUUGGUUGCCUUUUCAUUUCAACUGUGUUUUGAAUUUGUCAGAUCACACAUAUAUUGUGUUAUUGGGCGCUGUGGUAUCUUUUAUAAAACCUCGUGCUUGUGUGCAAAAGUUCCUAAAAGGAAACACAAGUAAUGCCUAUGCAUUACUAGCAUGCUAUGCUGCAUGCUUUACUGUCUUUGUAAAAAUCCCCCCCCUCCCCUUUUCUGGUAACUGGAAAAGCAUGCUAAAAAUAGUCUUAUAUUUUCACCCUGUAAGUGCAGAAUCAGUAAUUCCUUGGCUUAAAGCUCUUAUAUAAUCAAUAUUAUUGGUGAUAAAUACCAAGUUUGGUAUCUCAUAGCUAUCUUUUUUUAAAGAAAUUAAGUUCUUGAAAAUUUAGCUAAAUCCCGUUUUAUGGGAAUGCUCUUUAGAAUUCAUUUUGUUCAGCCCCUUUGUUCUAUAGUUGAGAAAUCUGAGGCCUUACGAAGGUUAAGAGAACUUUCCCCGCGUCUCACAGGUAGGUAGAGGCAGAGCUGGAACUAGAAAUCUGGUCUGUUGAUUCUAGCUCAGUGUCUUCUGGUAACUGUUGAAAAUUGUCUUAGUUUGAGAGAUGGCUGAAAUAAUGAACAUAAAAUGCUAUUUAUAAUAACAAGUAUAUGUGAAAUUUCUUAUUGUAAGACUACUACCGGCUUACUGUUGAAUAGUUUGGUUAUAGUGUUUAGGCUAGACAUGCCUCCCACAUUGGUAAUAAAUAAACAUUACAAAAUACAAUGUAUUUUUAGGUAGGCAUUUUAUAAAAUGCAUUAUGCCAUGGUUGCUUUUGAGAUAGAUUGUAGUCUGGGUAGCAUCUUUAAAAUGUAUGUGGGCUUAACUGUUGUUCAUAUCAGGAGAUGCUCUGAUUGUAUAGGUGAGACUCUGUUUCUGUUAUUUUUAAUUGCUGUAUGAAAUGUGAUCAGAUUAUUUUACUGCCAACAGUUAUAGUUUGAAAGUCCAACUGUAUUAAUUGACUGAUAAUAUGAUAAUAUAGAGAUUAAAUUGUUUGUCUUCAUUCCUUA
Gorilla gorilla gorilla (western lowland gorilla) is the source of this 3699-nucleotide messenger RNA. RefSeq names its product VAMP associated protein A (gene VAPA). Gene Ontology annotation, molecular function: FFAT motif binding. The coding region runs from base 437 to 1186 and encodes 249 amino acids. The record is from RefSeq and is a predicted model, not a curated record. The transcript is spliced from 6 exons. Gene Ontology annotation, biological process: neuron projection development. Gene Ontology annotation, cellular component: plasma membrane; endoplasmic reticulum membrane. NCBI's taxonomy places the organism in Eukaryota, Metazoa, Chordata, Mammalia, Primates, Hominidae.